This is a messenger RNA of Bacidia gigantensis, 735 nucleotides long. RefSeq names its product BAR adaptor protein Hob3 (gene HOB3). Gene Ontology annotation, cellular component: medial cortex; Rvs161p-Rvs167p complex; actin cortical patch. Gene Ontology annotation, biological process: actin filament organization; actin cortical patch localization; plasma membrane tubulation. The record is from RefSeq and is a predicted model, not a curated record. Gene Ontology annotation, molecular function: protein binding; lipid binding. NCBI's taxonomy places the organism in Eukaryota, Fungi, Ascomycota, Lecanoromycetes, Lecanorales, Ramalinaceae. The coding region runs from base 1 to 735 and encodes 244 amino acids. The transcript is spliced from 6 exons.
AUGAUGAAGACUGGGCAUGUUGAAAAGACGAACGAUCGAGAUUACGAAGUAGAAGAAAGGCGAUACCGGACAAUGGAAUCGGCUGCGAAUAGGCUACAGAAAGAAGCAAAAGGAUAUUUGGAUUCAUUACGAGCAAUGACCGCGUCGCAAAUGCGAAUAGCGGAGACGAUAGAUGCUUUCUAUGGGGACGCAGGAGCAAACGACGGAGUCAGUCGGAGCUACAAACAAGCUGUAGAGGAUCUUGAUGCAGAAACCAUUAAGGCUCUCGACGGUCCAUACAGACAAACAGUCCUUGAACCGAUAUCCCGCUUCUGCGCCUACUUUCCGGAUAUCAACGAAUGUAUAAAGAAACGCAACAACAAACUCCUCGACUACGACGCCACGCGGGCCCGGGUCAAGAAACUCGUCGAAAAGCCCGACAAAGAUCCCACCAAACUGCCUCGCGCAGAGCGAGAAUCCGAUAUGGCGAAACAAGCCUACGAUCAAUUGAACGAGCAACUUUUCAAUGAAUUGCCCCAACUUAUUGACCUACGAGUUCCAUAUUUGGACCCAUCAUUCGAGGCACUUGUGAAGAUUCAGCUACGGUUUUGUGCGGAGGCGUAUUCGAGAAUGGCGCAGGUGCAGCAGUAUUUGGAUGCGGAUACUAGGGAGCAGUAUGCGCAAGGCAUGCUAGAUUCGAGAGUCGAGGAGGUGUUGGGGGAGAUCAGGGAGUUGAGUAUUGCGGGGACUGUGUAG